This is a messenger RNA of Dicentrarchus labrax (European seabass), 2763 nucleotides long. Its product is annotated as homeobox protein Hox-D11b-like. The coding region runs from base 630 to 1514 and encodes 294 amino acids. Gene Ontology annotation, biological process: anatomical structure development; regulation of transcription by RNA polymerase II. NCBI's taxonomy places the organism in Eukaryota, Metazoa, Chordata, Actinopteri, Moronidae. The record is from RefSeq and is a predicted model, not a curated record. Gene Ontology annotation, molecular function: DNA-binding transcription factor activity, RNA polymerase II-specific; RNA polymerase II cis-regulatory region sequence-specific DNA binding. The transcript has 4 exons. Gene Ontology annotation, cellular component: nucleus.
AGGUUGCAUAUGAUUAGAUAUUUUAGCCUCUUUUUAUAUUGCCCCCUCCACUGGGUCGCAGUGAGGAUGAAAGGCCUCUUACACGCCACCAUUUGCAGUCUUUUACUGACUGAACAUUUCGAGUGGACGGCACAUGGUUCAAAGACACUUUAGUUUGGGGGGGGUUAGACCGUUUAUUGGACUUGGCAGUCAGUGUGUGUCUAUCAAACACCUGCUUUAGGACAGACGACCGUGCCGACGCACAGCCCGUGAAGUUUGUCUGGAUAUUGCUGCUGCUCGGCCUUUAAUCCACCUAACAAGCCCAGCCUGUAGGCUGUAGGUUUAGUUAAUUGUACUCAGCAGACCGAGUUUGGGCAGGCUCAAGGUCAAAGACUACAGUAUGUUUUCCUCACUUUCCAAAGGACAUUGAGAGGUGGUCUCAUUGAGGUCUUGGAAGUAAUGAGGAGAUGUGGCUUAUUACUCAUAGGUUAUCACAAUUAUGAUUCUUGCUUUAACUUUCAGGGCUUAGGUCACGACGCAGAAUUAGGUUUAAAUUAAAUUUACAUUAUGAUUUAAGGCAACAGGGUAAUAUUGCCCUGUUUCUGAUCAAACAGCAGCCUGUUCAAAAGAGUAUUUUAAUUAGACUAUCCAUGUAUUUUCCAAACUGCUCCUUUUCGUCAAAGUCUGACUUUGGCUCGAUCACCUCACCGUUUUUAACGGAGAACGGCACCGCUUUGCUGGAGUACCGGGGCCACUGCUACCAUGAGCCACGGCAGCAGUAUCCUCCUCCGUGGAAAUGGAGCCUCUACCAGGCGAACCGUCCCAUCACCUCUCCGUCGUCAUCCUGCUUCAACUUACCGGGGAAAGUUCAUCACGACUACCAUGGCUCUUCGUCGGACACUAUAUUCAACACCAGCAAGGACUGCUUUCUGUACGGCGCGUCUGAUCCCCGUUUUCACGCCCAGUCGUUUGUAGAAAACCCGCGGAGCUUCCCCCCCGGCAGAUACACCGCGUUCAGUCCGGACCCACAGCUCCUCUUCCCGGCAGGGCGCAGCAGAGUCCUGCCGCCGGUUUUCGAUCAGUUUUUCGAGUAUGCAGAAGAAGGAGUGGACCCGAAAGCGGAUAUUACACCUGGGAGCCAAGAGGAGAAAGAUACCAAUCGGGCCGAGUGCACGAGCUGUCAUAGCGGGGACAGCAGCGAGGUGAGGGAGGGGUCAGACUCACCCCGGCCUGGGAAGGAGGACGAGGAGGAUGCGCCGUUAUCCAGCGGCAGCGGAGGAGACUACAGCCAUGCACCGACAGAGCCCUGUGUGAGGAGGAAGAAGCGUUGUCCUUACUCUAAGCAGCAGAUCAGAGAGCUGGAGAGAGAGUUUCUAUUCAACAUUUACAUUAACAAGGACAGACGCAUGCAGCUGUCCCGCCAUCUACGCCUGACAGAUCGACAGGUGAAAAUCUGGUUCCAGAACAGAAGAAUGAAAGAGAAGAAACUGAAAAGAGACAGACUGCAGUACUACACAGGAUACCACCUGUUUUGAUGGACAGGUGAGGGAGAAAGAAGUAAGAGACAGUCUUUCUUCCAACCUCAUGUACAGACUGUGUGACAACUCCGGAAACUGUGUCACAGCACUGUAUUUUAGGCAGGUUAAUAGAGACAUAAAUAAAAGACAAACACUGUCAUCUAAGGAGAACCCCAAGGCUCAUGUUUAGGCCCCAUGUUUUUUUCUUGAGUACAAACACACCAUAGACAGUGAAAAAAAACAGCAAGGUCUCUAUUGAAUAUUCUCUCUCUUAUCAAGAAAACAUUCAGAAUGCUCCUUUUGCCUCGUUUGAACCCAACUUCCCUCUGAAGUCAUGUGGCCUACUGUGGACAAAUGAACCCUCUCUGUGCCUCAGGCCUUCAUGUCCUAAUAUAGUAAGGAAUGAGGACAUACAUUAAAAAAACUAAAUAUAGGGAAACAUCAAAUACAGAUCAAGCUCUUGCUUAUCAGUGGAGCCUUCUGUUUUGCAGUUCACAUUUCUCUGAGUAUUUGAUUUGAUUUAUUUGUUUUAUUUUUGGGGUGUUUUGAUGUUGACUUGCACUGCUGACAAUCUAAUGGAGUGAGUGAGUGAGUGUGUGUGUGUGUGUGUGUGUGUGUGUGUGUGUGUGUGUGUGUGUGUGUGUGUGUGUGUGUGUGUGUGUGUGUGUGAGCUUUUAUAAACUGAAAUGAUAUACCACUAUUGAUGUCACAAUUUUUUUUAAUUAUAAAUCCUCUUGCUGUUCAUGUGAAUUUGUUUAUAAGUGACGUGCCUGUGCAAGGUUAAUAACAAAUGACAAUUAUACGAUAACAUUUAGCAAUCUAAUUAGCAUAUAAAUAUAAUCUUUUUUUUUUCAAGCAAAGACAAUCUACAUGAAUUAUUCUUAUGAUUUUUGAUAUUGGUUAUUAUUUUGUUUCUGUGUUUUUAGAAAAACGACUGACUGCAUAAGAAAGACAUAUUAACUGUAUUAAAUCAAACCAAAUAUUGAAUGACAUACCAUUAUUUCAUGCCUGUCUUCUACUUUUGUGUCAAGUGUCCGUCCUUGCAUUUAUUGCACUAUUACUCAGCUUGUAUUUUAAUAUAUUCAUGUCUUAUACUUCAAUACAUACACUUGAAGACAAUGUAUUAAAAUAUUUGACAACCAUAUAUAAUAUCACUAUAAGAGGAACUGUUUGUUGUUGGACUUUGAUGGAGGCAUGUGUAAUCCUUAAUUUGAUGUGAAAACCUUGAUGUAAAAUAAAUUUGAGUUGUGAGGGUUUUAUGAUACGA